GGCGGCUCAUGACAGGCGGGGAGGGGGAAGGAAGAAGUGGAAGCCGCGGAUCCAUCUUCAAGAGAAAAUAGGAAAGAGACCGCGUUUCCACCAGUUUUAUUUCGUUUUUUUUAGCGGCAUCUUUCCUUGUAAAUACGUGUCAGGGAGCCCGAGGUGGGGGCUGUGUCAUUGUCUGUAGGAUGUCCCGACAUGAAGGUGUGAGCUGUGACGCGUGUUUAAAAGGGAACUUCAGGGGGCGCCGAUACAAGUGUUUAAUUUGCUACGACUACGACCUGUGUGCGUCGUGUUACGAAAGUGGAGCCACUACGACACGACACACCACGGAACACCCCAUGCAGUGCAUACUAACCAGGGUAGACUUUGAUCUGUAUUACGGCGGCGAGGCGUUUUCUGUAGAGCAGCCCCAGUCGUUUACUUGUCCCUACUGUGGCAAAAUGGGUUACACAGAAACGUCUCUACAGGAACACGUCACCUCUGAGCAUGCAGAGACUACCACAGAGGUGAUCUGCCCCAUAUGUGCAGCUUUGCCCGGAGGCGACCCCAAUCAUGUGACGGACGACUUCGCUGCUCAUCUCACACUUGAACACAGAGCACCAAGAGAUAUAGAUGAGAGCAGCGGGGUGCGGCACGUGCGCCGGAUGUUUCACCCUGGGCGUGGGCUGGGCGGCCCUCGGGCACGGAGGACUAACAUGCACUUUACCAGCAGCUCCACUGGGGGGCUCUCAUCCUCACAAAGCUCCUCUUACUCCCCGAGCAAUCGGGAAGCCAUGGACCCUAUAGCAGAGCUGCUGUCUCAGUUGUCAGGCGUUCGACGCUCUGCGGGCGGUCAGCUGAACCCUUCAGGCCCUUCGGCCUCGCAACUACAGCAGUUGCAGAUGCAGUUGCAACUGGAGCGGCAGCAGGCGCAGGCAGCGCGGCAGCAACUGGAAACGGCACGCAACGCCACGCGUCAGCGCAGCAACGCGAGCAACAUCAGCGCCAGCGUGCCACCACCUAGCACCGCGACAAACACAGCCAUAACCGAGAAUAACCCCAUGGCCUCCCACAGCUCCCAGUUCCUCCUCACACGGUUGAAUGAGCCGAAGAUGUCGGAGGUGGAGCGUCAGGCUCUGGAGAGCGAGCGCGCCGACCGGAGCCUGUUUGUGCAGGAGCUGCUGCUGUCCACGCUGAUGCGCGAGGAGAGCUCCUCCUCCGACGAGGACGAGCGGCGAGACUUCGCGGAUUUCGGCGCCAUGGGCUGCGUGGAGAUCAUGCCCUUGGACGUGGCACUGGAGAGCCUGAAUCUGAAGGAAAGCUCUGCAGGCAAAGAGCCUCCACCUCCUCCUCUUUGAUGAUAUCCCACCACCACGCAGACAAUGUCCUCUGUGCUGUAACUGCCAAUGACGGUGGGCAAACACACAGCUCUCACUUUGUUCUGUUUUUUUUGUUUGUUUUGUUUUUGUUUAUUUUUUUUAAAUAAUUUUAUUUUUACUUUUUUUUUUUCUUUUCUUUUUUUCUCUCGGUGAUUUUCAGGUCUGUCACCUGUUACAUUGUAAAAAUCCAUCAAGAGCGAGAAUGAGAACGCGAGUGAAAGUGAGAGAGAGCGAAAGAGAGAGCGGAUAGAGAAAGAGAAAAAGAACAAGUGUGUGAAAGAUAGUAGCGAGCGCGCAAGAGACAAUGAAAGUGUAUGGUGUGUGGGUGUGUGUGUGUGUGUGUUGAUAAUCAGUUCCACAUGACUAAUUUUUUUUCCUUUAGCAGGUGAGCGUAGGUAGCUGUGGCAGACCUUCAGCUUCCUGUGUCUAACAAAAAAAAAAAAAAAGAGGCUCUCCUUAUAUAAAUACUCCACAUUCUAAAACUGAAGACAGAGUCCUUCUCUAAUGAAGCUGCUGUGUGUAUUUAUGAAUAGUAAUUAAUAAAAAGUGCUUGGAUGGUUUACCAUAACUACUGCAUGAGGUUAUUUGCAGUGUGCAUGAUUUUUAAUGACAUUGUCAUUAAAAUGGCAAAAAAUCCCAAAGCGUUCUUUAAUUUUUUUUUUUAUUAUUAUUUUUUUUAAUUUUUUUUUUUUUAAUUUUAUUAUUAUUAAUAUUAUUUUUUAAAGAGUUACUUGAACUGAAAAAAAAAGUGUUUUGAAUUUAUGGAAUAUUAUAGAAUCAGAAUUUAUUUAACUAUUUUAUAAAAGCAAAUGCGGGGGACAAAAAAAUAAAUAAAUUGGAAAUCUGCAGUAGCUUCAUAAUAAAACAAACGCAUCUGCCCUCGCUUUCAGGCAAAAACCCAUGAUAACCUUGAUAACCAGUGCUGCAAAAAAAUUAAAAACACAAUGAAAGAAGAAAAAAAAAAGAGGGAAAAAUAUACAAGUUAAUCAAUAGUCUUUAUUUUUUUAUUAUUUUUUUUUUGCCAAGAACUAAACAAAAAUCUAUAACAGGCGAAAAUAUAACCUGCCUCCUGUUUCUGUUCUGGGUGUUUUUUAAUUUAAGUUUAUUUUAAUUUUUUUGGUUUUGUUUUGCUCUGUUUUUUGUUUUUUAAAGACCAUUGAUGUUUUCGUGACAACUGUGUAAUCACCAGAUGUACUUUCUAACUUUUUUUUGCACCUGUACAGAACAGUUAGACUCUCCAUGCUUCAUCUUGCUCUGCUUCCUCCAAUAGCGCCUGCUGCUCCCGAACGAAUCCUCUGAGCCGGAGUGCUGAUAGACCAUCAGUUUUAAUGGGGUUUUUUUUUUUUUGCUUCCCUUUUGGCCGAUUAAAAUCACUGUACACAGGAGGAAUCUGCGUCUGCAUCAGCGUUCCUACUCA
Hemibagrus wyckioides is the source of this 2769-nucleotide messenger RNA. It is a transcript of the gene kcmf1, whose product is annotated as potassium channel modulatory factor 1. Gene Ontology annotation, molecular function: zinc ion binding. Gene Ontology annotation, cellular component: plasma membrane. The record is from RefSeq and is a predicted model, not a curated record. Lineage: Eukaryota; Metazoa; Chordata; Actinopteri; Siluriformes; Bagridae. Gene Ontology annotation, biological process: synaptic signaling. The transcript is spliced from 7 exons. The coding region runs from base 180 to 1331 and encodes 383 amino acids.